GCCAAAAUUGGUGCUUUCGCGCAAUGGUGACAAAAAGGGACGCCGCCAAGCAGGAUGUGGGUGUAGAGGAGGAGCUGCUGCAGGCCUCCGACUGCUGCGGCAACGGCUGCACCCACUGCAUCCUGGACAACAAGCCCCGGCCGAGCAAGCGCGUCCUGCUGGCCGGCAAACGCAAUGUCAUUCUGAGCUACACGAAAUUCCGCCUGUUGCGGCGAGAAUCAUUGGAUGGCCAGGUGCUUCAGCUGCACUUCGGCCACGCAGCUGAGCAGGGGACGGAUACGGAGGACUCGGUGCUGGACAUUCCACCCGGUCACCACGUAAUGCUGCGUGUGGGAUCCCUGCUGCGUCCCUAUUCGCCCUACUGGAGCGACUUCCAGGCCAGGGAGUUCCGCAUUCUGGUAAAGUUGCAGCAGGAGGGGCCCAUGUCGCGCCACCUAGCAGCCGUGCGGCCCAACGAUCUGCUGGAGUUCCGCGGACCCAUCGGGCAGUACGUGCAUGACCCAAUGGAGGCCAAGUGCAUCUAUAUUCUAGCCCAGGGCGUAGCCAUUGCACCCACUUUGCCACUGGUGCGGCAGGUGCUGGAGAACGAGGAGGACAUGAGUCGCUUGUGGCACCUGGUGUGCGCCCGCGACCUACAGCACGUCUACUUCCGCGAGGAGCUGCUCGAGUUCGCCCAGUUCUGGAACUACAGGAGCUGCCUCUACCUCCCCCAUCAGCAGUGCGAAUCCGCCGCUUGCAAGGAGGCAGGACACUGCGAUCCGGAGUGCCCAAAUCUCCGGCGGAGUCUCCGCUACAGGGAGACGGCCAAAGUGUCCCGCUUGGAUGCUUCCGGACUGACCACCCACUCCAAUCCCUCCAUUGCCGGACAGCGCGUCGUCAUCGUGGCCGGAGACUCUAACUUCCAAAGGAACAUGGCCCUAAUUGCCACACAAUCCAUAGGCGUGGACCCGGCUCACGUGUACUUGUUGUAAAUGGCACUGGAAAUUGUCUUGAGUCCCUGGUAGGGCAGCGAUGUGGGCGGAGGGAUGUGGACCGCGUGCUGCGGGGACUGGUGCUGCGGCGUGAGCGGGAAGGUCUCCGUCGAGGAGGAGGUCUGCAUCACACCCGAUCCCGGCGAUCCGACGUUCAAGCGGGCGCGAUGCUGGUGCGGAGAGGCAGGAUGCAUUUUGGAAGGAGACAGGAGGGCUUGCGAGGAACUAAGGCACCGAUCGCGUCGGAUCCAGUCGAAUCGAUUUCAAAUCCACGUCUACUCCAGCGGAAACUGGUCGAUCGAGAACUGCACGCGUCCAGCGUACGUUUCCAAAUGAGCACGCCAAGAAUCAAGAACGCCAAGCGCAGAGCCAAAGACAGGAAAUAUCAAACUAUUCUACAAAUUAUUUGAUGUCUCGACUGGGGAAUACCAUACCAUGCCACACAAAAAUAUAGACUUGGUGAACAUGCUAAUUAAACCAAAUAGCUCUAUCGAUACCCUCGAUAAUUGGAUUCCUGAACUUGGACUGACUGGCGACAGGCGAAGCUUUGGCCCCGAACUCCAAGACGAGGAGCUGACCUAUAGAGCCAAGGCUGAAUCGAGGGAAUUGUAGCUGGCGAUCUUAGACAUAUUGUAUUGGUUAAAAAGUGGACCACGAAACGCAUAAAUAAACGAGAAAUGUGAUCGAA
Messenger RNA from Drosophila biarmipes, 1659 nucleotides. Its product is annotated as NADH-cytochrome b5 reductase-like. The coding region runs from base 24 to 971 and encodes 315 amino acids. Gene Ontology annotation, molecular function: oxidoreductase activity. NCBI's taxonomy places the organism in Eukaryota, Metazoa, Arthropoda, Insecta, Diptera, Drosophilidae. The transcript is spliced from 3 exons. The record is from RefSeq and is a predicted model, not a curated record.